Galeopterus variegatus (Sunda flying lemur) is the source of this 2322-nucleotide messenger RNA. It is a transcript of the gene RFC2, whose product is annotated as replication factor C (activator 1) 2, 40kDa. Gene Ontology annotation, molecular function: ATP binding; DNA clamp loader activity; DNA binding. The coding region runs from base 1 to 1137 and encodes 378 amino acids. Gene Ontology annotation, biological process: DNA-templated DNA replication; DNA repair. Gene Ontology annotation, cellular component: nucleus; DNA replication factor C complex. The record is from RefSeq and is a predicted model, not a curated record. Lineage: Eukaryota; Metazoa; Chordata; Mammalia; Dermoptera; Cynocephalidae. The transcript has 10 exons.
AUGGAGGUGCAGGCCAUCGGUAGUGGCGCGAGCGAGCGCGGGGCCCAGGACCCUGCCCCCGCCCCCAGCAAGGCCUCCGGCAGCGCCGGCCACUACGAACUGCCGUGGGUUGAAAAAUACAGGCCAGUAAAGCUGAACGAAAUUGUUGGGAAUGAAGACACUGUGAGCAGGCUGGAGGUCUUUGCAAGAGAAGGGAAUGUGCCCAAUAUCAUAAUUGCUGGCCCCCCAGGAACUGGUAAAACUACAAGCAUCCUGUGUUUGGCACGAGCCCUGCUGGGCCCAGCACUUAAGGAUGCCGUUUUGGAACUCAAUGCUUCAAAUGACAGGGGCAUCGACGUUGUAAGGAAUAAAAUCAAGAUGUUUGCCCAGCAGAAGGUCACCCUUCCCAAAGGUCGGCACAAGGUCGUCAUCCUAGAUGAAGCAGACAGCAUGACUGAUGGAGCCCAGCAAGCCUUGAGGAGAACCAUGGAAAUCUACUCCAAAACAACUCGCUUUGCUCUUGCUUGUAAUGCUUCGGACAAAAUCAUAGAGCCCAUUCAGUCCCGGUGUGCUGUCCUCCGCUACACCAAGCUGACUGACGCGCAGAUUCUUGCCAGGCUACUGAAUGUCAUCGAGAAGGAGAAAGUGCAGUACACGGACGAUGGCCUGGAGGCCAUCAUCUUCACCGCCCAGGGAGACAUGCGGCAGGCGCUGAACAACCUGCAGUCCACCUUCUCGGGAUUUGGCUUUAUUAACAGCGAGAAUGUGUUCAAGGUCUGUGACGAGCCGCACCCCCUGCUGGUGAAGGAGAUGAUCCAGCAUUGUGUGAACGCCAACAUCGAGGAAGCCUACAAGGUUGGGCCCACCCCCUCCUGGUUCAGGAGGCACCUGUCACUCCUGGAGCAGGGCAGCAGGAGCCCUCCUGUUGCUGGGGACUUUACAAACAUCGAGGAAGCCUACAAGGUUGGGCCCACCCCCUCCUGGUUCAGGAGGCACCUGUCACUUCUGGAGCAGGGCAAUUUAAAUUUUUCUUUUUUGUUUUUUCAGGAAAUUGGAUACACUCACAUGAGGGUAGCAGAAGGUGUAAGCUCCCUUCUGCAGAUGGCAGGGCUCCUGGCCAGGCUGUGUGAGAAGACAAUGGCCCCGGUGGCCAGUUAGAGUGGAGACUUGGACUGAUUCCAUUGCAAGAGUCCUCAUCCCUGAAAUGCAGGACGCUUUAGGCUGGCUAGACACUUUUUACUACUUUUCACUUUACACUCUGGCUGUCAUGUUGUUUCUAGCACAUCUCUGCCCCACAGGCGUUUGCAUUCAACCUCAGACUCAUGGAUGUGGUGACGGGUGGGAAGGCACCAGAGAGGCUCAGGGGCCCCACCCUGGCCUGGGUGUGUGUGGGCGUUUCAGCUAAUAAAACCUUACAAUGUCUGUCAGAAAUAAGGUCACAUGAGGCAGGCCUCAAGACUAGCUUCCUGUCUCUCGGGCCCUUAGCACCCUACAAGUAGAUAGUAGGCUGGACAGGCUAUUCUCAAUUUUUCUAGAAGCCUGAAGGGAUUAGUUCCGUGGGGCGAGGGCAGGCUUUGCUGUAAUUUCCUGCAGGACUGCAGCGGGUCGCAGGCUCUGAGUGGAGGACACAGCACAAGCCCUCAGGAGAGCUCCAGCCUGUCGCCUUUCCCGCAAAGUUGUGUGGAUGCCUUGCUUUAGAUUCCCCAGCAAGUUUGCUGUUAACUUGUAGAAUUGUCUUUUUGUUUUUUGCAAAGUAGUAUUUUUUCCACUUUUUAAAUUAUGAAAAAUUUCAAUUGUUUAUAAAAGUAGAGGGAAUAACACGGCGAACCUUCAUGUACUCAUCAUCCACCUGAACGAUGAUGUUAUUAGCACGGGGCCAACCUUGUCUCCUGUCUCCCUCCUGCCACCCUGCUUGGCUCUCAGACUGCUUUGAAGCAAAUCCCAGGCAUAGUUUCAGAACGAUGUUUUUAAGGGGGUGGAGGUGACAGCUUCCAUGACUGACACAACAUGGUCUCAUGUGGAAAGCUGUCAUUGAAACACCUUGCAAGCAUGCUGGCCCGUGGACAAAGCUGCUGAGUGUGACUGUAUGUGCCUGUGCUGCCGAGAGCUGGCAAAGCUGGGCAGGCUCUUGGGCUUGCUCUUCCCUUGAGUUGUGGGUCACAGAUGGCCUCAUGUUCUAGUCUGAAUUUUUGGGAGCAGGCAGGUCAGGACCCUGAGUGGGGACCCUAAACAGACCCAGGAAAGUUUCCAGUGACUGGCUCUUUGGGUUAGGGUUUCAGUUAAGGGGGAAAAAUUUAAAAUAAUUAAAGCCCUCAGACUGCAAGAUGUUUUAGUUUUACAAAA